Molecule: messenger RNA, 2487 nt
Organism: Notechis scutatus (mainland tiger snake)
Lineage: Eukaryota; Metazoa; Chordata; Lepidosauria; Squamata; Elapidae
Source: RefSeq, a predicted model, not a curated record
GUGGCCCCAAAACGAGGAUUAAACUUAUCUCCUCCAACCCUGUUUCCUUCAGGAUUGCCCAAACAGAACCCCGGAGUUACAGCAAGGCGCCCCCAAACCGUCCUCGACCCCCUCAAUGGAAACAAAACACGGAGCUUCAGCUCAUGCCAACGUCUAAGCAGCCCGUCGCGAUGGGUGCCUCGCGGCCUGAGCCACCCGCCAAGCCGCUCCCGCCUGACCCGAUCCCGAAGGAUCUGCAGGAUUCCUCUGGAGACAGACCGGGCCCUCCUAUACGCCCGUUGCCUCCUGACCCCAUUCCCAAAAUCCAGGUGCCAGGCCCCCCCAAACCUCCCCCACCCCAGAAGCCGCUGCCUUUGGAUCCGCUCCGGGCCGUACCCAGCUGUGAUCCUGAGGUCCAGAUGUUGCCAUCCAGGCCUGCCCCUCCACCUCCUCCCCCCACGCUGGCCAGCUCUUCAGGAUACCCCCACGAAAUAUAACUUGGCUCGCUCGCAUCGAGCGCCCCCUUCGACGUUGCACAAGGCACUUCCGGAGGAAAGGACCGUCCGCCAUCUUUCCCCAUCGCUCGCUUGGCUGUAGAUUUUGCAGAACGACAGGCUCCCCCCCCACUCCAUCCGUCGCAAGCACGGGGCAGCGAUGGGGGAUUUGUCCGGGAUGGACAUUUGGGCGGCCAUUUUGACUGUCUCCUGCUUCUGAAUCCUCUCCGGCCCAGGGGAAUUCUGGGAAAAAAAAUAUUUGCACUAGCAAGGCGAACUCUCCGUGGCGCCCCCUGGAGAGGCAGUUUGUGGAUGUGCGUGUCACACACCCGUGAGUGUGUGUGUGUGUGUGUGUGUGCAAGAGGAAAGCUAGUCUCCAACGGAAGUGGAUUCCUCAUCACUGGACUAGCUGGGACGCCAUCUUUUUUUUUUCUUUUUCCUUAAUAAAAAGGGAUUUUUGGGGCAAAUCCUCUGGUUUUUGGAUCAAGGAACAGUUGACAGGGUAGCGCUCGACUUACAACUGUUCGUUUAGUGACCGUUUGAAGUGACUGGGUGCCCUUAAAAAAAGUGACUUUAUAUUAUGGCCAUUUUUCACACUUAAUGACCAUUUAAGCCUCCCACGCAGUCCCGUGAUCCAUAUUCAGCCGUUUGGCAACUGACUUAUGUCCUUAUGAGGGUUACAUGAUUCCCUUUCCAGUUCCAGGGGGGGGAAGCCUGAUUCGCUUAACGACGGUGUGGCUCAUUGAACCCCUGAAAGCGAUUCACGUCAACGAACGUGGCGGGGAAAGGCGUAACGUGGGGGCAAACCUCAUUUAGGACAAAGGUCUCGCUUAGUGGCAUAAAUUUGGGGCUCCGUUGUGGUCGUAAAUUGAGGACUGCCUGUAUUCUCUCUCCCCCCCCCCCCAGUCUCUGCAUUAUUCCUCCACUAGAGGGCACUUCAGUCCGUCAUCUCUCCCAAACUUGCCUUUCAUUUGAUUUAAUUUAAUUUAUUUUAAUUUGAUUUAUUAAACGAGUGAAAAAUGAAGCAGCUAUGAAGUGAAAGAAAUGGCAGAAGGGCUCGGCAGUGGAAAGUUUGCCCCACUUUAUGACCUUCCUUGACACGGUCGUUCAGCGAAUCACUGCCGUUCUUCAAGUCAGUUCACACGGUUGUUUAGCGAAUCCAGUUUUCCCCAUGGGAGGUCGCAAAAGGAGGACCAAGGCACUAAAACUGUCAUAACUACGAGUCAGCUGCCGAGUAUCUGAAUUUCAACCAUGCAGGGAACUCUGCGGUGGUCAUAAGUGUGGAAAACGGCCGCAAAUCCCUUUUUGUCAGUGCUGUUGUAACUUCGGUUACUAAAUGAUCGGUCAUAAGUGGAGGACUCCCUGUACAGAGGGAACGGAGGCCUCGUGAGGUAAAAAGCGAUGAACGGGAUGUUGGGAAGGUCUGAUAAGAAAUUCCUUGACUUGCAAACGUUCAUUUAGCGACCAACGUGAACGGCGCUGGGGGAAAAAAAGGCGAUUCGUGACUGGUCCUCGCACUUAUGACCGUCGUCGCAGCCUUCCCCACAAUCACGGGAUCAAAAUCGGGGCGCUGGGCAGCCGGGUGGUAUUUAAAACAGUAGCAAUUCGAGGCCACGUGGCCGCAACCUUCCCAGCUGGCAAAACCAAUGGGAGGGGAGAAGCCGGAUUCACUUAACGACGGAUUUGCUCAACAAGCCUGGCCAAAAUAAUAAUAAUAAUCGGGCGUGAUUCGUUUUAACAACCCCGCUUGUUCUUACGACCUUUUCCGGUGCCAUCAGAAGCUUCUAAAGGGUCGCGAAAUGAAAGUUUGUAAACAGGCCUCUUGAUAAUAUCACCAGAUGUUGACACCUCCGUGAUUCGGUUUCACCCAGAUAGACUGCCUUUGGAGUUGGAGGUUCUGGCGGAUCCAGCUAGACGGCAACUCCUUGCCUUUGCAGGUGACACCUGGCCAGCUCUGAAGCAGGUGGCACUUACCUACAUAGAUAAAGCUGUAUAAAUAAACAUUUAUUUAUCU